UGAUCUGUCAAUAGGAAGUGUCUAGUUUAGCCUGCGAAGCUUCUGCCUCCCUCUGUAGCCUCGAGUGCCAAACCCGAGACGACGAGCCCGAGAAAAUCACCGCCAUCUCAUUCCCGACACGUAUCCCGCCUCCACUCAAAUAGGUCGACCGGAGCCAUGAACGCGAAGGUGUAUUUGGUCGCCGUGGCAGCCGUGGUUGUCAUUUGCGCGGGCGUCGCGUCAGCCUCAGAUGAAUGCGCCAACCUCAACUGCACCGCUUGUGACCCUGCGAAUGACUGCCAGUGGCUCAACUGCCCAUCAUCACCCGUUGGCGGCAGUUGCUACAACGUGACUCUCCUGGAUAAAAACAUCACCUGUAGCAACGCCAGCUGCUCCGUUGAGCCGACCCCAACCCCGCAGACUCCCACACCUGUUGCCUCUACCACUGCAAAGUCCUCUACCCCCGUUGUCACAACCUCUCACAGCAGCGGUCCUGACCCCACCACAGCCAAUUCAACCAACACUUCCACUGCGGCGCCGACACCCACUCUCAACAUCUCCACAGUUGCACCCACAACUUCGUCCAAAAAUUCAAGCAGUUCCACGACAAGCACCCCGGUGACGCCCUCUCCGGCCCCUCAUAAGAACUCCACCUUCGACGCCGCCAGCUUCAUCGGCGGCAUCGUGCUGGUGCUGGGACUGCAGGCGGUCAUCUUCUUCCUCUACAAGUUCUGCAAGUCCAAGGAACGCAACUACCACACCCUCUGAGGCCGUGCCACGCGCGCUCAGGUUCCACGCCUCUCAGAAUGUACCCCCGUUAACCAAAACACUCCCGUCCGCUUCCCUCGAUGACUCUAACAGUGUUUCCGAGCCCCCCCGCAACCCCCAUUUUACACCUCGUAAAUCAGAAUCAGUGACUCUCCUCAUAGAAAUGAGCUGAUUUUCCCGUAAGAGGGAAACACUGUUGGAGUUGUUCAAUGUGACAACUUUCCAAAAAAUUCACUUUAGCUUUUAGCCUGUUCAAUCGUUUCCGGCCCCUGUCCCGAACGCCGUUUUAUCUUGUAUAUGUUGGUCGUAGUUUAAGAGGUUUUGAUCACCCCCCCCCCCCCCACUCCCCCACCGCUGUUAACAAGCCAUUUGUCAGGAGAGCGGCUCGAUUGGUGUUGUCUUGUUGUGGGCAAAGAUCAGCGGAAGCGAGUUAUAACGUUGACCGCUGCCCCCUCAUGGGCAAUCGCAUGCAAUAAAAACAUCAAGUCCCAUCUCCUUAGAUCACCCCCCCUCCCCCCCAACCCGCCGGCUGUCCGAUUGCAGCGGCGGUCAUCAAAAUGGAAAAAGAUUGUACAGUAUUUUUAGGAAUGUCAAAGAGUUAGUUUAAUGGCGAGUUAGACGCGAGCGAUGUGCGCCGUUCCUCGAUGGCGGACCGUAACGCAGUAGGUGUCAAGUGCCUUUAAACGUCUGGCGUGGCGUCGAUGAGGAAACUCGAGGGGAAGAAUGCGUUUUUUUUUUCCCCCCCCACUCGAGUGUAGUGACGUGUAUCCCAGCUGGACUGAAGAGCCUUAGUUACCCGUGGAAAGACAGUAGGAGCCCGGGCGUAUUAAAAGUCAGAAUUGAACACCUUCCCCACCCUCAAAGUAGAUGGCGAGUUCACGUACGGUCGUUAUGACUUGACACUCCCGGCAAUCGGCGAGUGUCACUUCUGUUGUAUUGCAGGGUUUGGUUUAAUGUUAUGGUGAAGAAAAUGUUGAUAAAUGAGGAGUCUUGUUGGCUGUGUGCUGCUAUUUUUUUGUUUUGUUUGCUGUCAUUUAGUCGUCAUGUCCAUCUUUUAGGUUUUCGUGAAGUUCAGGGAAGUCUUAAUGAAGGAACGUUGAUCUGCCUUUUUUUUGUGUGCGCUUUACAGGGCUCGUAAUUGAAUAUGUAGGGUUUAUUUUUUAUUUUUUUGCAUGCUGUUUCCUUCUUUUCUCUUUAUAUGUAACAAUUAAGGCCGUAAUGAUUCAUACUCUGGCCAAAGUGGAGUUCACGUGAAUAUAGGUUUGGGUUGGAAAUAACACAAGAAAAAAAUUGUAAUAUUGGUUUCAAUGUCACAAAAAAAAUUGCAUUUCUUCCAAAUUGUCUAUUUUUAUAGUUCUUUUGCCACUUAUAAUUUCCGGCAAAAAAUUGUUGCCCAUUGUGUUUGGCAGGCGGCAACUAGUUUUGAGUGGGCCACCUCUUUGGCCAGGCAAUGAAUCAAUUCUGUCCUCAAGUGUAUUUGCUUCUUCGGAUUUUUUUUCUUCUUCCCAUCCUGAAAAGCCACUUGAUAAAUCGUGAAGAAAAUGCCUUGAAACCAUGAGCCGUUUUUACGCCAAAUCCCUCCGUUUUGGCAUGGGACUUCAGCAUUGUACUGACGAGCUUUGCUUGUGCCGCGUUUGUACGGUUUGGAAAUCAAGUGCUUUGUGUAUUAUUUGGCCGCGCAGUAUCAAAUACAAACUUGCUUUGCAGUACUAUUGCCAGGUGGGCAUUAGGUUACAGCCCAAAGAUGCACCUGGAGUUUUUUUUGCCUUCGCCACUUCCCAUUUUUGGCCACAUUUCCAAAAAAUACUUGUGAAGCGUCCACCGACGCUGCUACGUCAUCAGGCCUGAAUUUCUAAAAGAUGAGCGUUGCACGCUCAGAUUGUCGCAACACGUGUACAUUAUCGCCUGCUUCUUACUUGCUAGCCGCGCGCUGCUUAUGGAAAAGUGCCUUACUCAGUUAAGUUUGUAAGAGGGGGAAAAAAAAGAAAUCCUGCUUGUUCAUGUACCUGUAAAUGGCUAUCAGCUAUUUCAGACCUGUUUGGACAUUUUUUUUUCGCCUAGCCUUAACUUAAAAUUCAUUCUUUUGGUAACAUACCACAUGCCUGCUUAUUAAAUGAUCUCCUUUCCAAACUGGCGGCGGUACAGUUUCGAUCCUUUUUAUUUUCAAUGUGUAGAAAACCAAAAAAAAAAAAAGCUUCAGCAUUCCCUUGCAUGGCCCACUGAUUGCUAGGCACGUGCACACUGGAGCGCCAUCCUGUUGCCUUCUCCAAAUGUCAUACUUCUUGGUAUGAUUCCAAUGGCUAUGUACAAAAAAAAGUGCCCUUUUUAUUUCUGUCUUUCCAUGCGUUUGCAUUGUUUGUUUUUUUUCCCAAGUGUGGCUUUAUGUUGCAGCCUGUUGACCCAAUAAAGUUUGUUCAAACGAG
This is a messenger RNA of Hippocampus zosterae (dwarf seahorse), 3170 nucleotides long. RefSeq names its product CD164 molecule, sialomucin (gene cd164). The coding region runs from base 157 to 747 and encodes 196 amino acids. Gene Ontology annotation, cellular component: cytoplasmic vesicle. The transcript has 6 exons. The record is from RefSeq and is a predicted model, not a curated record. NCBI's taxonomy places the organism in Eukaryota, Metazoa, Chordata, Actinopteri, Syngnathiformes, Syngnathidae.